Molecule: messenger RNA, 4134 nt
Organism: Caenorhabditis auriculariae
Lineage: Eukaryota; Metazoa; Nematoda; Chromadorea; Rhabditida; Rhabditidae
Source: the annotation of a GenBank genome assembly
AUGCGGUCGUGGCUCCUGCUACUGCUGGCUUUUUUGCCUCAAUUCGCCUGGGCUUCCGAUCAAGCAGUCUCCGUCAAGGGCUACGUCAACUGUCGAGGCAGACGUCAGCCUGGUGCGUUCGUCCAGCUCUACGACGAGGAUACUGGUUAGUUCCACCCGCUAGAAAAUCGUCUGAGGAGUGCAUUGCAGAUCUGAUAUAACUUAAGGGCUCUAUAAUAUAAGAGGAAAAUGAUCGAUAACCCAAAAAUUAGGCGCCUUCGAAAUGGGUAGCCCUCUUACCUAGUCUUUCUGAAUUUGCCGCGAAUUUUCCCAACACUUUAAUGAACUGAGAAUCGGAACCGCAUAGUCAAGGAAGUACGUUUUACUUUGAAGGUGGAAUUAUUCGAAAAGGUGCCAGAACACUUUUUGAGGUACCAGGUGAAGGUCAAAAAAGUCUCAGCCUGCAAAAUUAUGAAAAAGACACCUGAAAGCCAAAGAAACCACUUAAAGUCCUUGUGCCCUCAUUUUCGAAAUCUUGGAAGUUGUGCAGGUUCGGAAUCUCAGAACUUGCUUUUGGUACAUCAAGAAACUCUCUGACCACAUUUUCGCAGAUCCUUGAUUGCUAAGUAAAACUAUCUUUCAUGCGAGAGAAACGCUGCCAAAAAAAGGAGUUCAACAAGUCUUGAAAACGAUCGAAUUUUUUUCGGAAAAAGCCCAAAUUUGAAAGACUUUUUUUAAUAAACGAUGAGAAAAAAAAUAAAAUUUCUUUUUGUCGGUACUCCAAGGAGGAAUUUGCAUAUUGUUUUUUUCCUGUACCCUUUUUGGCAUCGGCGCCUUUGGCGUCCCGCAAAGUAACGUUCUUCUACUUCUCAGUCCUCGCCGCAAGGACCAUCCACUACACAGAACAGACCAGAUCACACACGCAAUUCAAAUCUCAAAAGACUUCCUAGUUACCAGAGGAAACACACUAACGUGGACUGAAAUUUGAAAAACUCGGCCCAAAAAUUUUCUGAUUUUUAAAAACGAUCGUCUUGGUAUAAGGGAAGUGUAUGAGGUAAAAAUAGAAUAUUUUAUUCAAACUUCUGGGUAGGUAUUCUUAGGUAUGGGUACUCGAAAAUGGCUGAGCGCUGUAGGGUAAUAAGAAAUAGCCAGUGAAAAAUGUACCGAAAAUGUCCAAAAACUGACUUUCUUCAGGUUUCCAAGGAAAAAGCAGUUUGAGAGCUUUUUCUGUACUUUUUUCGGCAGGCUAUUUCCCAGUUCCUUAGGGCGUUUAGCAUAUUUUUCUCUCAGUUUUUGAGUACUCAUUUCCAGAACUUUUGAUCACAGUAGUUUGAACCAAAACUGCGACGUUCCACUCACACACUUCCCUAGUCAGACCGAAUUUUUCUUUUCUGAGCCCAAGGAGUAAAUUAAAUGUUUUUACAUGAAACCUCCUUACAGCAAAGUUUUCAGAAGUUUCAUAUCAGAAAAACCUUUUCACCCCGAAUAGCUAUCUUCGCCGUGCGCUAAUGAAUGAUUAGUCUCCCUUUCUGGAAAUUCAAAAAAAGCGAGCGAAAUGACUUCUCAUGAGAUUUUUUUUUUGAUAAUUCGAAUAAGACUAAGAAAAGACACAGUCUUGCGAGAAAAAAAAGAGACACCUACCAGCACGUGAUUAAGCGCAUCAGAACAGUUAUACGACGAGCCACGGCGAAAAGGUGCAUGUCAUCGCACCCCGAUCCCAUUAUUUUAAUGUGGUCUGAUGACGUGUUCGUGAAAUAUCUCGAGAGGAAAAGGUUACCAAUCCGUAAGAUGGUGUGGAAGGCAUUGUGUCAUCGCUAACCUUUACGUAUCUCAGACGAACUUUUAAAUGAUAUUGGUUGUCGAGAAUAUCGGAGGAAAGGGGAAAUUUCAUCGCGGGUGUAAUCUCAUAAUAGGACCUGUGAAAGAGACUAGGGUUACUGUCUGAGAUUAUUUGACCAUCUUUGAAAAGAAGCAUCUGAAAAUAUAAUUAAUCAUUUAUAAAAAAAAGCUUAGAAAUUUUUUUCUAUAAAACCUUAUUAACUUGAGCUUUUCAAAAUGAGAAAAACACUUUUUGAGAUGAGUUAAAGCGAAAUUAUCUCACGGUUUUGUGAACACACCUGUUUAGACUUCUCACUUACAGUAACUCUCGAAAAAUCGCAGAAAAAGACUCGAUUUCAUUACUUCUGUAUUCAGCUUUCAGGAUUUCAACAAAUAUGCUUUUGAUAGCUCUGGUCUCCUAGUAAAAAUGCCUGAUCGGAAAUUAUUCCAUUUUCACAACUUUUUCGGUUCAAAAUUUAAAAAUUUCGAAAAGAAAAUGUUUCGCUAGCCUCAUAAAAAACUCCGUGAUCUGAGAAAAGCAUUUUAAAAAAAACAAAUUGACUUUUUUUUCGAUUCGGGUCGCGCAGCUUCAGAUGACGCGAAAAUAAACAAAUCAAAAAAGGAAUUUGCUCAAUAUUUUCCUAGUUUAGUUACUCCAUUGCAAAACUAGUAUUCUUUUCUUACAGUACCUUUUUUCGAUAACGACGAUCUCCUUGGCUCAGUCGUUGCUGGCCAAAAUGGUUUCUUUUGCGUCAAAGGCUUCACAAGCGAGGUUCUUUGGCUCCGUUUGCAACAUCAUACCUUCAUGUUCAGUUUACCAAAAUCGAGCCCUACCUAUACAUCGAGCACAAUUGCGGUUACGAAGGGCUCAAAGAAAAAGUUUCUUUCCUAAUUCAUCAGUGAAAAUCAACUUCAUUUUUAGCAACACUUCAUAAAAGAAAUUCCUGCGGAGUACAUAGCUGAAGGAGAUAAAGCGAACCGUUCCUACCACAUGCAUGAAAUCGAACUUCUUACCCCGGGUAUCAUUCAAUUUGAGGGUUCUAAAAUCUUCUUUUUUGUUUAGAUGCACCUGUCCAACAUUUCCAAGGGUACAAAUACGACCUACUGGCAAAUCUAUCUCUCUCUCAGAGAAUCGAGUACUGCGCCACCACCUACGUUAUGUACAAAGAGGUUUUCGAAAAGGUGCUUUGAGCCAUAGUUAAAAAAAGGAAAUUCAGAGAUUUCAGUUAGUCUACUCAGACGGCAACGAACAUGAGAAAGUAUACGUUUUGCCUCGUGAUGAUGAAGAUGUUUUGGAAGGAGAUCAAGUUGUCGAUGGAACGGUGAACACAGAUGACAGUAAUCUGGACGGUGGCGAAACAGGAAAUCAUCAAAUUCACAACACCCACGUCAUCGAAAUAAUUACGACUAAUGAAACUCACACCGAGAGCCAUUCUUCUAAUAGUGAACAGGAACGGCUAGAUCAAGAAAGAAUCCUCCAGGAGGAGGAGGAGAAGGAGCGCAAGCAGCAAGAAGAAGAACGUCUCCGUGAAGAAGAGCGGGUGCGUCUGGAGAAAGAGCAUCUCAGAGAGGAAGAAGCGCGCGAGAGAAUCGAAAUCGAACGACUUCAACGAGAAGAAGAAGUUCGAAGGCAAGAGGAUGAGCGCCAACGUCAAGAAGAAGACCAAAAAAGAAGAGAUGAUGAAAGAAGACGUGAAGAGGAUCGCAGAAGAGAGGAGGAAGAGAGAAGAGAGGCGGAGGAGCGUCGCAGGGAAGAUGAAAAACGCAUAGAAGAAGAACGACGAGACGCAGAACGACGAGAAGCAGAACGCCGCGAAGAAGAACGAAAACGUCAAGAAGAAGAAAGACAGCGACAACUGCAUGAAGAGAACGUCCGUCUUGAGAGCAUCAAGGUUAAGGAGGAGCAAGUAGAUCAGCAGGAGAAUAUCCUGGACGAUGGUCUGUUUAUUUCUGUUGUUUUUUUUAUUUCUUUUUUUUUCAGCGUGGCUGAAAGCGGAAGAAGCCAAAAGAGUGGCGAUCGAGAAACAUAGAGAAGAAGUUCGCAGACGCCAUGAACAACAGUCAGUUUAUCGUGAGAUGCGCAGCUUCAAAGAUAAUUCAAUUUUCAGUCGUGCCGAACUCAUCAGAAGAGAAGAGCUGAGCAGGCGGAACAGGUUGAGACGUCUGGAGGAGAUCAAAAGACGCGACGAGAUCGUGAGACAAAUGAAUGAAGAGCCGCCGACGGACGCCGACCCAUGCAAGCAGUACCUCAUGCGCAUUCACCGAGCUCGUCAGCUUCAGGCUCAGCUUCUAUCUCAAGUUUACCGCAAAGUUGAAGACCCCUGCCUGAGACGCUGA